This is a messenger RNA of Ceratotherium simum simum (southern white rhinoceros), 828 nucleotides long. Lineage: Eukaryota; Metazoa; Chordata; Mammalia; Perissodactyla; Rhinocerotidae. The record is from RefSeq and is a predicted model, not a curated record.
CCCCAUCAAGCUCCUCACCAACAGGCCGAUAAAAGAGACUCCUCAGCUGAGUGGAAGUGGUUGAGAAGGAGAAGUGAACAAGAUAGGCACAGUCCCUGGAAGCGUAGAUCUCACUCUCCACUGCCUUCUCUGUUUCAGGUAGGUCAGGUGGGAAACUUAUGAAGGUAGCCUUGGUGUAUGGCAUUGCUGUGAGGACAGCUCCAGACUUGAUAAAAUGUCUUUCUUCUCAUCAUGGAUCAAAGCUAUGUUCAUCAUUGCCUUGGCAUUUCCUCUUUAUUCUGAAACUUCUUUUGCACCUGCACCAGAAUUCAGAUUUCCGCCGAACUGUAAACUAUAUUCAGAUCCUCUACAAAUUUGCACCAAAGAGUUGGAUCCAGUCUGUGCAACCAAUGCAAAAACUUAUCACAAUGAAUGUACUUUCUGCGAUGAAAAGAUGUAAGCACACAGUAGAAAAAUGGUCACAAAUUUGAUUUUGAACAUUUUGGUGUAUGUUGAAUAUUAAUGGAGCUGCACAUCAAUAUGGCUUUUAUUAUAAUCACAUUUUGUGGUGCAUUCUACAGAAAAUUAGAGUCUUCUCAAUCAGAGCCUUAAAUUCAUAGAUGGCCAGGUGAAUCCUAUGGAACAGAAGACAAAAUAUACAGCAUUCACAAUUUUCUCCAACUCUAACUUCCUGUGAUUUCAGGAUUUUGAUUCUCUAUGUUCAAUUAUUAAUGACGGUUUGAAAAUCUAAUGUCUUAAUUGCAUGUUUGAUAACAUAAAAACUAAUGUAAUUUAAAAUAAUAAAUAUUUCACUCAUUAAAAUGUUAAAAUAUGUUAUCUUUAUUAAAA